AUGCCGCUGACCUCGAUCGACAGGACCGUCCCAUGGGCCGAUCUCCCGCCGGAGCUGUGUGGUCUCGUUGUGGACCGCCUCGACGCCUUCAGCGUCCUCUGCUUCCCGGCUGUCUGCAAGUCCUGGGCCGCCGCAUGCAAGGAGACACCACGUCUCCUGCGGUCGGGCGCCCCCACGUUGCUCACGUCUGGCCUGGACGGCUACGGCUACCGCUACCGCAUUAACGACAUUAAAACGGGCACAUUCGGGCUCCACGAUGUGUCCACUGGCAAAUCCUUCCGCGGUGAGGCCGAGGGGUUGAGGUGCAAAUGCUGGGUCGGCGGCAAGGACGACUGGCUCGUGACUAUGGACACGAGGUUCAACCUCGAGCUUGUCAACCCUGUCACCGGCGACCGGAUCCGCCUACCCUCCUUCAACACCAUCCCGGGAGCGGAAGUGGACAAGCUCGACCUCCUUGUGGAACCAAGGUCCGUUUACCGUUUCCAGCAAGUCAUAUUGUGCCAGACACCGGCGCACCGGAACGGCUACUUGGCCGUUGCACGAUUUAGCUAUGCUUUUUUGGCGUUCACGGCGGCCGGAGACGAGUGCUGGACGACAUUGGAGAACCACAUCGAAGGAUACAUGAUUUACAAGGAUGCCAUUUUCCACAAGGGAAAGUUGUUCGCUGUGAGCCGAUACGGGAGGAUCUAUGUUUGGGACAUGGACAGUGAAACUAAAGAUCCAGCAGUGGUGCGUGCACCGGAGAUUCAGCUCACCCACUUGCGUGGGCGGUACAGGUUCAACCUAGCCCCGUCGAGUAGCGGCCAGCUUCUGCUGGUUCUCACGUAUGGCGGCAGAAUCAGCGGCAAGGACAUCACGAGGCUGAUCUACACCGAACAGCUCAACUUCGACGCGUACGGCAUUUUGCUCCACGAGCUAGACACUGACAUCGGCGCGUGGCGGCGCGUCUCGGACCUCGGCGGCGACCACGCGCUCUUCUUGGGGGCGAGCGUGGGGGCGAGCUACCCGUUCUACGUCUCCGUGCCACGCGGGUCCAAGUAUCUCAAGGCCAACUGCGUCUACGUCGCGGACAUGUCCGGCUACGACGCAGUCGUCUUUAAUCUAGAGCAGGGAUCUGUUUGCGGCUUUGAGCCGCUCGUGUAUCCCGUCGUGGGUGGUCCGUUGCAGUCGCCGAUGUGGUUCCGGCCAACUGCCCGCUUGGAAGGACAGAUGCCCGUAAAACAGAGCGGGAGCAAGCAAACUUUUAAUCUUUAG
Phragmites australis (common reed) is the source of this 1254-nucleotide messenger RNA. RefSeq lists its product as uncharacterized. Lineage: Eukaryota; Viridiplantae; Streptophyta; Magnoliopsida; Poales; Poaceae. The transcript has a single exon. The record is from RefSeq and is a predicted model, not a curated record. Gene Ontology annotation, molecular function: protein binding. The coding region runs from base 1 to 1254 and encodes 417 amino acids.